GACUGUCCUCGGGAAAUACGAACAAAUUGAGUCACGUCUAUAAACGGACCAAUUAGCUAAUUCUCAUGAGAACACAACCUGACUACCACCGUUAAGCAUAGACUGUUUAAUGAAUCGUUCGUAACAUGGCUUAUUUCACUGUAAAUCUUGACUCCGAUAGUGUUUUUGACGAUGCCGACCAAGAGUUGUCAACAGGAUCUGUUGGUGCAGAUGAUGGGGACUCCCCGACCAAUGUGUCCUUUGUGCAGGCGUUGAAGCACAAAUACUGUGAGGAGUCACUUACAUCAUUGUACAAGAAUACCUCAAGAAAAAGGUCGUCUUCAGCCGAAUUAGGGUUUUUGCAAAAUGUGGUACUUGGUGGUUUUGAGAUCACAUGUGCAGGUUUGCCGAAAGAGGGUUUAGUUACAUUGUGUCCAAACGUUGUGGAUCUUGACUUAGCUAAAAAUGAGCUUGAUUGCUGGUCAGAGGUGUUAGCAAUCAUGACUGAGCUUCCCUGUCUAAAGUUUGUUAAUCUUAGUUUUAAUAAACUAAAGAAUGACAAGAAAUGCAUCAACAGUUAUGGGAAAAGUUUCCCAUUGGUUGAAAAUCUUGUUCUGAAUGGAACUGAAAUUUCAUGGCAAGAUAUGGCAGUGCUGGCAAAACUGAUGCCAAGACUCAAAGAGCUUCAUUUGUGUGGAAACGGAUAUAAUGAAGUGGAAUAUCAAAGCAGACAGGAUUUCUUAGAUGCAUUCUCAUCUGUUCAAUGUAUAAGAUUGAACAAUAAUAAUAUUGUCAACCUGCCGAGAAUUAAGAUACUGAAUGGGAGUGAAGUAUCAGGCAAUGAAAGAGAGAAAGCUGAGAUUCAUUAUGUGAGGUAUUUUGCAGAUGAAGAAUCUCCACCGAAUAGAUACCAUGAGCUUACCAAGAUAUAUGGUAAACUUGAAAAGAAUUACAAGUUAUACAUGAGAAAGCCUUUUAAGAGAGAUGCAGAUAUAAAAAUCAUGUACAAUGGUAAAUGUGUUGAUGAAAUUCAUGUGAAGCUUAAAGACGCUAUUGGCAAACUGAAAUCAACAUGUUCAAAUCUAACAUCUCUACAUAGAAGACACAUACGCAUGUUUCACAUGUCUAAGAACGUAGUAGAUGACAAUGGAGAACCAGUGUUCCAGGAAUUAUUCUUAGAAUCACUACCAAUGAGUCGAUUUGAUAUCAUGGAUGGUGAUGAGAUAUAUGUGGAAAAGAAGCAAUUUGAAUACUAUCGAUAA
Messenger RNA from Saccoglossus kowalevskii, 1241 nucleotides. Its product is annotated as tubulin-specific chaperone cofactor E-like protein. The record is from RefSeq and is a predicted model, not a curated record. Lineage: Eukaryota; Metazoa; Hemichordata; Enteropneusta; Harrimaniidae.